Molecule: messenger RNA, 1393 nt
Organism: Planococcus citri (citrus mealybug)
Lineage: Eukaryota; Metazoa; Arthropoda; Insecta; Hemiptera; Pseudococcidae
Product: protein takeout-like
Exons: 6
Coding region: 197-958 (253 amino acids)
Source: RefSeq, a predicted model, not a curated record
UACUUUGGAGUAGUCAUCAAACCCGAGUUGCACGUGUUAGUGUUGGCCGUUGUUACGUGAAGUUUUUGGUUUUUUGGUUUUUCCAGUGUGUUUUCUUUUGUGAUUUUCUUUUUCGAAAUCGUACGUACGUAUUUUCGUAGUGAAAAUUAUCAAUCGAGUUUUUAAUUAAUCCACACAGCAACGGCAGAACAUAAACAUGUAUUCCACAAUUCAAUUGGUUUUCUUCGUUUUAUUGGUCGGUGUCUCGGUUUUAGCCGCUCCAGCUAAGAAAAAUAUCGUUUUUAAAGCUUGCCAUAAGAGCGAUCCUGCUUUCAUGCAAUGCUUCAAAUCUGAAUUGCAAAAUGUCAUACCUCUUUUGAAUGACGGAUACCCAAAAUACAGACUACCACCUUUGGAUCCUUUUGAUUUGCCAGCUUUGGAUAUCGCAAAAGGAAGCGGCGCUGUCAGCGUUGAUCUCAGUCUUCAAAAAUUGAAAAUCUACGGUUUAACUUCCGCUCGUUUAGAAUCACUCAACUUGGAUGUUGACACUUUGAAAGCUAACGCUAAAUUCACUUUCGCCAAACCCAUCAGUUUGAUUGGACAAUACACCGCCAAAGGAAAAGUACAAGUUUUACCCAUUAACGGAAAAGGACCAUGCAACAUUACUAUGGUUGACCCGGUUUUGGAAUUAACCGACAUCCAAGGCGAAGUUAGACAAAAAGAUGGCAAAAAUUACAUCGAUUUGAAAGGAGUCACUUUAAAAGCUACUAAAAUGGGAAAACUUAUACUGAAAUUGGAAAAUCUUUUCCAAGGCAACAAAGAAGUCAGUGAUAAUUUGAAUGUUUUCCUCAAUGAAAAUUGGGAACUGCUUUUUGAAGAACUGAGACCAGCGUUCGAAGAAGCUGUCGCUGUCAUUUUGAAAGAGGUCGCGAGUAAGGUUUUACAAAAAAUCCCCAGAGAUGAAAUCUUCCCAGCAUAAACAAUAUGUUCGUUAGACCGACAACGAUUGCUAAAAUAACCGCUUUAUGGAAGUUCGUGGUGGUAACGAUUAGAUCCUCAUCGCUUUCUACAAGUUGAGAAUUUUUUUCGCUGUCUCCAUCGUCAAGUCUUGUUAGCGUGUUAUUCAACUACCUAUUCGGUUUUUUCAGUUGCAUUUUUCUUUUGUUUACCUUUUACUCUUUUUUUCGUCGAAUGGAGCUCGUAAUACGGUUUAUUGUGAACCGUUUACUUCUACAUACGUUCGAGCAUUUUAUUUUAAUUCAUUAAUUUAUUUAUUUAUUUAUUUAUUCAUUUGUUUGUUUUUCAUAUUUUUUUUUGUUCAAUUGUUUGUCUAUCGAGAAAUUUUUCUUUUAUUUAUUUCUUACAAUUUUUGUACUCGAGUAAAUAAAUAUUGAAAUAAUUUGCAGUUUUUAAA